Molecule: messenger RNA, 2122 nt
Organism: Elgaria multicarinata webbii
Lineage: Eukaryota; Metazoa; Chordata; Lepidosauria; Squamata; Anguidae
Gene: FOS
Product: Fos proto-oncogene, AP-1 transcription factor subunit
Exons: 4
Coding region: 192-1295 (367 amino acids)
Biological process (GO): regulation of transcription by RNA polymerase II
Cellular component (GO): nucleus
Molecular function (GO): RNA polymerase II cis-regulatory region sequence-specific DNA binding; DNA-binding transcription factor activity, RNA polymerase II-specific
Source: RefSeq, a predicted model, not a curated record
AUAAGGGGAGGUAGCGCUUCUUUACUCCAGCAGCAGAACUAACCAGAGUGGCUGAAGCGAGCACAAAGGCAUAGAAGUGGCUUGGGUUUAUAAGUAACCCGUUCGCCUAGCCAAAGAGCCGCUCCAUUUGGAUAUUAACCUGGGAGAGAUACCCCACCCUGAAGGGCUUGUACAAUUCCAGGCUAUCCGACAUGAUGUAUCAGGGCUUCACCGCUGACUACGACGCGUCUUCCUCCCGCUGCAGUAGCGCUUCUCCGGCUGGGGACAGCCUCACCUACUACCCAUCUCCAGCGGAUUCUUUCUCCAGCAUGGGCUCGCCUGUCAACGCACAGGACUUCUGCACCGACCUCGUUGCCUCCAGUGCCAACUUCGUCCCCACCGUGACUGCUAUCUCCACGAGUCCAGACUUGCAGUGGAUGGUCCAGCCCACCCUGAUCUCUUCAGUGGCCCCUUCCCAGAAUCGGACCCAUCCCUACGGGCUCCCUGCUCCUCAAACUGGUGCCUAUUCCAGGGCAGGCAUAGUCAAGUCGACGGGAAGUAGAGGACAGAGCAUCGGCAGAAGGGGCAAAGUUGAACAGCUGAGUCCCGAAGAGGAAGAAAAAAGGAGGAUCCGGAGGGAGAGGAACAAGAUGGCAGCUGCUAAGUGCCGCAACCGGAGAAGGGAACUGACCGACACCCUCCAAACGGAGACCGACCAGCUGGAGGAGGAGAAGUCUGCCUUGCAGACCGAUAUCGCCAACCUGCUCAAAGAGAAGGAGAAGCUGGAGUUCAUCCUAGCCGCUCAUCGGCCCGCUUGCAAGAUCCCCGAGGAGCUCCAGUUCUCCGAAGAACUCGCCGUCUCCUCGCUGGAGCUGCUGGCCGACCCACCCGUGGCCAGCUCGCCCGAGUCGGAGGAGGCGGCCUUCGUCCUGCCCAUGCUACAAGAGGCGCCCCGGCCCGAGCCUGCCAAGGAGAGCAACGGCCUGGAGCUGAAGGCCGAGCCUUUUGACGACUUCUUCACGCGCGCCGCCCGCGAGACGCCUCGCUCCGUGCCGGACAUGGACCUGUCCGGCUCGUCGUCCUUCUACGCGGCGGACUGGGAGCCCCUGGGCGCCCCGAGCGCUGCGGAUCUGGAACCCCUUUGCACACCGGUGGUGACCUGCACGCCCUGCCCCAGCACCUACACCUCCUCCUUCGUCUUCACAUACCCCGAGACCGAGGCUUUCCCUAGCUGUGCAGCCGCGCACAGGAAGGGCAGCAGCAGCAACGAGCCUUCCUCCGACUCGCUCAGCUCGCCGACCCUGCUGGCCUUGUGAAGGGACUGGAUCCCGGAGCAAUAACUGCAGGGCUAGGGGCGACCUGGCGGCGGAGACCGAGCCCACACACCCUCUUGCUGCUGCUGUGCUGCAUGGGGCCUUAGGCCGCAAAGGAGCCCCCCUCCCUUUCCGGGGCAUCUCCCGAGAUUCCACUCGAGCCGAGGCCCAGGGAAGACGAAGCGCCUCCAUUCCGGCGCUUGGUACGGGCAGCCCAUCUGGAGUGAAAUGACUUUGCCGAAGGACUGCUCCGCAGCCUGCCGCACAAGGCCUGAUACCUCUUCCAGAGAUGUAGCAAACCGCAUGGAAUUAUGUCUUGUCCUCAUCCAUGGGAACUAGUCGUUUCGUAGCAUGUUCAACAUGGCUGGGUUGGUGACCCCCUUCCCUCCGUAAUAUUCACUAGCAUUAACUAAUUAAUCUGUUGGUUUAAUGAUUGGAAUUUUAAUAUGGUGCUGGGUAUCUUCAACUCGUAUCUAGUGCAGCUGAUUAACAAUAACUACUGUGUUCCUGGCAAUAUUGUGUUUUGAUGACUUAGCAAUCACCCAACUUAACUGCGAAAAAGAGGCUAUUUUAUUUUCUAGUAGAUUAAUAAAUGGCUAUGUUGUCCAUGUACUAUAGUUCUCCUUGUACAUCAAUGUUCAUCGUAACUUUAACUGAUCAUACAUUGUUGAAGUGGUCUGAAUGGUUUGACAUGAGUUUUCCAUGAAAACGUUUUUAUUGUGUUUUUAAUUUAUUUAUGGAUAUAUUUAUAUUUUUAUUUUUUCUACCUGGAGGUAUUGACAUGUGGAAAGUGAAUUUGGAUGAAAUUUAAGCAUUGUUUGCUUAUUGUU